AUGGUUGUUACGGCUGGCUGUCGUUGCAUUGCAGGAAAAUGCACCGCGGACGAUUUUAGCAAGGGUUUUAUCCCAGCUGAAGGGCUAAGCUUUCUUCAAGAUGGAGAAUCUUCCAUGGCGAGCGACGAUUGCAUGCAGAUGGCUGCUGAACAAAACGGCAUUUUCUCGUCUGCUAUUGAUGCCGCUGAGACGCGCGGUGAAGAGGAUGACAUUGGUAUUACUGAUACCUCUACGGGGGAGGAAGUUGUCGCCCGAGCAGUUAGUCUCUUGAAAAAAGAUUCGCCAGCUGGCUCUACACACUGCUUGGGGGUUCAGAGAAGGAUCCGGGAUCAGUUGGCUAGAGCAGCGCAGAGCUCCACAAUCUUUGUAUUGGGUUUAGGACCUGAGCUUUACGCGCUAUCACAGUUGGCAACAAACGUCAUUGCAGUGGAAACUGAUCAUUCAAUCUGCAAGGAAUUUCUUAACUCCAACAUGUCGGCCUGCGCAAUGCAGACAAAUGUGCAUAUUUAUUGCAGUCAGCCUAACUCUAGCCCGGACAAUGAUGCUCAGUUGAUUGGAGGAGGUCAGAGUAGUUUUGAAGCGACAAAGGCGCUCGUUGACGAUAUCGCAUCUAUUUUGCUAAUGCAAAAAAUGUUUAGCCCUCCGAUUAAUGAAGAACUUUGGAUGAAUUAUGUGACCCCUGAGUGGGAACUAGAGGAUAACAAGGCACCGCUUCAGCUCGUCGCAACCGCCCACCAGGCAGUGGAAUCGCUCACCUCCGAGGAAAGUUUGGACCCCUGGAAACGUAGGGCAUUAUCUACCUACUUGAACGUCCAUGCACAAGCGGCGAGAAGGGCCUCUGAUGAAGAUUGGCCAAGAGUCAAAACAGCCAUUGACUCUGUUCUGGAUAGCGCUGGUCGGGGAAAAAAGAUUGAUGAUGUGCUUGCAGUAGCAAGAGGAUUUGCUACCCAGGUAGCCCAGGCGGCUGCGAUCAGCUCAGGGCUGCAAGCUUACUUGCAACUUCUUCUUGCAACCCUUGCUAAACAAGGUCUGGACUCCGAUUCCUUUGUCCACUCAGUCAUUUGCGAGCUUAUCCUCGAGGCGGAAAGCCUUAUUUCAUCGACUAACAUUCUGGAUAUGACAAAGGAUGCGAUUGAAGAGGCCUGCGAAACGGCUGAGAAAAACAAGCAGUUGUUUUUGCCAGGACUUCGCUUAAUCCAAGAAGGGCUUUCGAGUGAGAGCUCCAUGGGUCAGAUACUCCAGCUCCUCCUGAAGCUUAGAGAUUUAGGGCCGGAAGUUGAUGUAUCCGCGCUGAUUGAGAUGUCCAAGGCCUAA
Messenger RNA from Cyclospora cayetanensis, 1314 nucleotides. RefSeq lists its product as uncharacterized. The record is from RefSeq and is a predicted model, not a curated record. The transcript has 6 exons. NCBI's taxonomy places the organism in Eukaryota, Apicomplexa, Conoidasida, Eucoccidiorida, Eimeriidae. The coding region runs from base 1 to 1314 and encodes 437 amino acids.